UAAGGACUCGAAAGCUGAAGGUAGUCGUCGCCUUGAGCUUCGCAGAAGAAGCAAAGAUCUGAAGCAGCAAAAUCUCUGGGGUUACUCCUCUCUGUCGAGCUUUGAGAAAUGGAGACCUUUCUAUUCACAUCCGAAUCUGUGAACGAGGGCCACCCAGACAAGCUUUGCGAUCAGAUCUCUGAUGCGGUGCUCGACGCCUGCCUUGAACAGGACCCGGACAGUAAGGUGGCCUGUGAAACCUGCACCAAGACUAACAUGGUUAUGGUCUUUGGCGAGAUCACUACCAAGGCCAAUGUAGACUAUGAGAAGAUUGUGCGAGACACUUGCCGCUCAAUUGGGUUCGUAUCUGAUGAUGUGGGUCUUGAUGCCGACAACUGCAAGGUCUUGGUCAACAUCGAGCAGCAGAGCCCCGAUAUUGCCCAGGGCGUCCACGGCCAUCUCACCAAGCGCCCUGAGGAGAUUGGUGCUGGUGACCAGGGCCACAUGUUUGGCUAUGCCACCGAUGAGACCCCUGAGCUGAUGCCACUUAGCCACGUCCUUGCCACGAAGCUCGGUGCCCGACUCACAGAGGUGCGGAAGAAUGGCACUUGCCCUUGGCUGAGACCAGAUGGCAAGACCCAGGUCACUGUUGAGUACCACAAUGAGAAUGGCGCCAUGGUUCCCAUCCGCGUCCACACUGUCCUCAUCUCUACCCAGCACGAUGAAACAGUUACAAAUGAUGAGAUUGCAGCUGACCUCAAGGAGCAUGUUAUCAAGCCAGUCAUCCCUGAGAAGUACCUCGAUGAAAAGACCAUCUUCCACCUCAACCCAUCAGGUCGUUUCGUCAUUGGUGGACCACAUGGUGACGCUGGUCUCACCGGAAGGAAGAUUAUCAUUGACACCUAUGGUGGCUGGGGAGCCCACGGUGGUGGUGCCUUCUCUGGAAAGGACCCAACCAAGGUGGACAGAAGUGGAGCUUACGUUGUGAGGCAGGCUGCCAAGAGCAUUGUGGCCAAUGGGCUUGCUCGUCGGUGCAUUGUGCAGGUCUCCUAUGCCAUUGGUGUUCCCGAGCCAUUGUCCGUCUUUGUUGACACAUGUGGAACUGGAAAGAUUCCUGACAAGGAGAUCCUUAAGAUUGUGAAGGAGAAUUUCGACUUCAGGCCGGGAAUGAUUGCCAUCAACCUGGACCUCAAGAGAGGUGGCAAUGGUAGGUUCUUGAAGACGGCUGCUUACGGUCACUUCGGUAGGGACGACCCCGAUUUCACAUGGGAGGUGGUGAAGCCCCUCAAAUGGGAGAAGACCCAAGCUUAAUUGAUAUUGAUUGGCGGCCUAUGAAUCUGGAUCCUUCGCUCUCCGGUCUGUUCUCGGCAGCUAGUAGAUGGUUAAUUGCUAGCCUGCUGCUCUCUAACUAAUAGGGACUGCGGAACUGUUGUUUUCCUUCACUAUGAUGAUUAUUAUGUUACGCUCUGUUUGUUCCUCCUUUUAUUUUCCUUUCUUAUUUGUUUCGUUUUGUUUUGUUAUCCGUCUUGGUGCUGAGAGAAAUGUGAUUUUUGGAAAAGAAAAAGAAGGGAAGAAGGGAACUCUACCUUCUUUCAUCCCUCUUCAUAAAUUAAGAUGUCAUUUAUCUAUAUGCUUUCCGCAUAUGAAAUGAUAUGAUUCAUGUAUAAUAAAA
Messenger RNA from Nelumbo nucifera (sacred lotus), 1651 nucleotides. RefSeq names its product S-adenosylmethionine synthase 2. Gene Ontology annotation, biological process: S-adenosylmethionine biosynthetic process. Lineage: Eukaryota; Viridiplantae; Streptophyta; Magnoliopsida; Proteales; Nelumbonaceae. The record is from RefSeq and is a predicted model, not a curated record. Gene Ontology annotation, molecular function: ATP binding; methionine adenosyltransferase activity.